UUGGUAGCAUUAAAUAAAAAAAACAGCACUCACUCACUUCCGCUGAGCAAGGUAUUCCGACUUCCGCCCCUGUCCCUUGCGCAAGCAGCAACACGCAACCGCGGAACCGCCAACCAGCAAAGCAGUACCGGAGCAGCCGAGCAGGGAGCCACGCCGGACGCCGCCAGUCCACCACACCGGACCUCCAGCUCGUUGAAAGCCGCGCUACCGUCUUCCAGACCCAUCCCGCCUUACCCCCUUGGCCCUCCGUCGUCCGCCUGCGGCCCUGCGACUUGCCCAGUUGCCCGAGGUCUGAUCCCACCGGUGCGGAUUUGGAGCAAUUGUUAGACACUGUCACCAGCGUUUACCGAAUGUAUGAGUUCGCAGUGAUCUAUAGUUUGGAUGGAUUCAAGGCAACUGCGCCAGACUUCGGAUGGACAUGAUGGUUUUGGAAACAUCCAGAUUUCAAAUCAAAUCCAUUUUAUGUUGCCGGGGAUUCUUAUGCAGGGAUCGUUGUUCCAAUUAUAAGUGUGCUUAUAUCUGAUGGAAAUGAAGUUGCCAACAAGUCGGAGGUGAUCAAUCUUAAGGGGUACAUACUAGGAAACCCCGUAACAUUUCCUGCCCAGAAAAAUUAUUCAAUUCCAUUUGCUCAUGGAAUGGGUCUCGUCUCCGGUGAACUUUACAAGUCGAUUGCAGAGAACUGUAAAGAAGAAUUUGAAGAGAUGGAUGGCAUGAAAAAUGAUUUGUGUUCUCAAGAACUCAAGGUGUUCAAGCAGAUGAUAAGUAGAAUCAAUCCGGAACACGUUCUUAAACCCGUAUGCGAAUCACAGUUCAUAUUGUUAAUGCUAACUUCCGGCGGUGUCAAAUUUUCCAAUAAAAGAACCACGAGAUCACUGCGUGAGAAAAAACUAAAUAUGCAAUGGUGUCGUGGUAAGUACCACGAUCUCUCAACUUAUUGGGCAAAUGAUAUUAGUGUCCAAGAAGCACUACAUGUUCGAAAGGGAUCCAUCGAACAAUGGGUGAGAUGUAGAUCGAUUAUUUUUCCGAGCGCCUAUACGGUCACAACAGGAGAUAGCAGACAAUCAGGGGCGGACGUAGUGUAUAAUGAGGGUAAGCAUAGGCUUCACCACAAAAAGCUUUCUCAGCCUAUACGGAUGUAGCAUUGGUAUAUAAUUUCUCCUAGGCUUCAGGUCAAUGGUUCGAAACCCCUCUAAAGGCUUCACUUGAUUUUGUUUUAUACGGACUCAGUGCAAUGAUUUAUUUUUGAAGCACCGGAUGUGGCCAACUAACCUUACGGGCUCUGGAAUCUGGAUGGACUAGGCAUCAAAAGUAAAAAAUGUCCACCCUCUCUAAACACUAAAUAAACCCAAUAGGCAAUUUUUUCAAAACGUGAAGACCAAGCAAGCAGCUUUAAGUUCCUGAAUAUAUUGAUUGUAAAAAAAAAUCCUGAAUAUAUAAAUGACUACAUCCUAUUAUAAUUAUUAUCAUUAUUAUUAUUAAAUCAACAUGUCUACAUUAUAUUGUAUUAUCUAAUACUCCAUAUUUCAAUUUUUUAAAAUUUAAAUCAUGAAGUGUUAUCUUAAUUUUUGUUCUUAUGAACGGACGAAAUAUCGAUAAUAAAAUACUCUCUCCAUCCUCCUAACUUUGUCCCGUUUUACCUUUUUCCCUCAUCCCAUUAAGUUUGUCUCAUAUCAUAUUUGGUAAUGUUUGGGUGGUUACAGUUUAUUCUUACUUUACUCACACUUUAUUAAUUCAAUAUCAACUACAUAAUUUCACUUUUUCUUAAAAGUUGUAUCAUAUCCUCUUGUCCCAAACAUGUGGGACGGGGGGUGCUAUAACAAUAUAAUGGUAUACACUUAUACAUGUAUAUAUGUCAAAUACGUUAAUUUGGUUGACAUGAAAUUAUAUAGCAAUAAAUAAUUACGUAGUAUGAAUUUAUUGCUUUUUACAGUGCACAUUACAUUUUUUAUUCUAGUGUUCAUAUUUGUAAUGAUGUUUUUACUUUGAAAUUUUAUGUACAUAUAAUGUUCAUGUAUAAUUUUGUGCAUACACUGACCCCCGAUGCCUAGAUCCGCCACUGUAUCAUGCAAAUCUUAGUCGUAGAGGUUAUGCUUCAUUAAUAUUCAGUGGUGAUCACGACAUGAAAGUGCCAUUCCAAUCAACUGAAGCAUGGAUUAAAGAAUUAAAUUACACUAUCACAAAGGAUUGGAGACCAUGGAUUGUAAAUGAUCAAAUUGCCGGUUACACAAGGUCUUAUUCCAAUCAAAUGACAUUUGCAACCGUCAAGGGAGCAGGACAUGUAGCUUUCGAGUAUAAGCAUCAGGAGUGUGCGGUUAUGCUAACAAGAUGGUUAUCUCAGGAGCCUUUGUAGAAAGGUAGAGGAAAAAAUGAGAACAAACAAAUAAAGCGCACCGUAAAAUGCGCAUGUAAUUAAACUGCUUCUAUGUAUAGUAGCUAGUACAAUAGGUUUUAAUGAAAAGGAUGAUACAAACUUAACUACCCAUUAAACUAGAAAAAAAAUGACAUGUAUAUUGCUACUAGAAUUUUUCCGUACAAAAAUAUGACUAGUUAUGCUUUUGGACAAAAAUGUGACUAGUCGUUGUGUACGAGUAAUUUAACAAUAGUCACUAUAAUAUAUUUAAGAUUGAU
Messenger RNA from Cuscuta epithymum, 2628 nucleotides. The record is from the annotation of a GenBank genome assembly. Lineage: Eukaryota; Viridiplantae; Streptophyta; Magnoliopsida; Solanales; Convolvulaceae.